This is a messenger RNA of Aegilops tauschii subsp. strangulata, 531 nucleotides long. RefSeq lists its product as uncharacterized. The record is from RefSeq and is a predicted model, not a curated record. Gene Ontology annotation, molecular function: RNA-DNA hybrid ribonuclease activity; nucleic acid binding. Lineage: Eukaryota; Viridiplantae; Streptophyta; Magnoliopsida; Poales; Poaceae.
AUGGGUAUUCGGCGGCUGGAAGUGCGAGGAGAUUCGAACCUCGCCAUCUCACAGGUCAACGGCAAAUUUGACGCCAAAGAUCCAAAAAUGGUGGCAUAUCGAAACGCCGUCCUCAGGACGUCAGCCCGAUUUGAGGGUCUAGAAUUCCACCAUGUCUCUAGAGACAGUAACCAGGCCACGGAUGUUUUCGCCCGCAUGGGUGCCAAGAGGGACCCAGUACCUAAAAACACCUUCCUGGAAAGGCUAUUCAAGCCAUCCGUAGUAUGGCAGAACAGGGACAACGACACCUCAACAACUGAGCCCGCCCAGAUCGCCCCACCGAUAAUCGAACCAGAUGACCAUAUCAUCGAAGGCUCUACACUGGAAGAAACACCCUCGGCCCACGAGAUCAUGGCCAUAAUCGCCCCUUGGACUGAACCACUGCUCGCCUACCUCUUGCGACAAGAGCUCCCUGAUGAUCAGACAGAGGCACGACGCAUAGUGCGGUGCUCCAAAGCAUACAAAGUCCAUGAAGGCGAGCUCUAUAAAUAG